AUGACACAGGAAAUGGUAGGUAAUGAACUGGGCUUGAAUGCUAUGGCUAUGUCGAGAAUAUUAAGUCAUCACUUGGGCUACACGAAGAAAUCCGAACGAUGGGUUCAACGAAUUUUAAAUGACGACCGAAAAAAGGCACGUCUUCGUUUUGCCCAAUAUUUUUUAGAAAAAUUUGAAAAUGGAAAGUCUAGCACCUUUAGGAAAAUAGUAACAGGUGAUGAAUCUUGGUUCUAUAAGUACGAUCCGGAAACCAAACAGCAGUCCAUAGUAUGGAGCGCAGAAGGUGCAAAUCUCCCAGUUAAAUCAAGAACACAAAAAUCAGCAACAAAAGUGAUGGUGUCAAUUUACUUUACCAUGGCUGCUAUCCCAAUGCAAACUGGACAGACG
Nicrophorus vespilloides is the source of this 387-nucleotide messenger RNA. RefSeq lists its product as uncharacterized. NCBI's taxonomy places the organism in Eukaryota, Metazoa, Arthropoda, Insecta, Coleoptera, Silphidae. The transcript has a single exon. Gene Ontology annotation, molecular function: nucleic acid binding. The annotation marks the transcript as partial. The record is from RefSeq and is a predicted model, not a curated record.